UUACGAUUUAUGUCUAGAUUUACGCAGCUAGUAGUCCUUGAAAUCACUUUCACCACCUUCCAUCAAAUCAUACAUAUAUCCAAUUAUCCGAAAAGGUACCAUCGGUCUGCAUAAUGUCUUCAUAUCGCAUAAAUUUACUGAAGCUGAUUGACCUGGCCAUCGGAUCGCCAAACCCGGGAUCUGUCAACUUCAAUUUGCUGCAUAAAAUUCUGUACGUCCUGGCUCUACGUGACACUAGCGGAGGACUCUGUUGGCCCACGACAGAAACCGAUGAAAUCGAACUGUCACGCUCGGGAACCCUCAUAAAUCAAAAGCUACUUGAUGAAGCCCUAAAAGAUGGCGGCAGUACACGUUUAACCGUCCAACGAGUGACAAAUCGGUCCGAAAAUGACGAGGAUAACCAGCAUAACUGUAACCCUGUCUGUAUCCGUAUAGCCGGAUCGAGAAUCGUGAUGCCUUCGCGGGGCAACAGUCAGCAUUCAAUUGGCCAACCGGAACGCAUCGAGUCGCAAAUGAGUGCCAUGUCCACGAUGGUUUCCGAUCUGGAGGAACGAGUUGAGCAGAUUUCCCUUAAGCCGAGCAAUGCCUGCGAAAAGCAGUUGACCGAAUUGCGAAGUCGCAUCGAAGGUUUGGAAAAAGCGAUAGAAAAGCCCGUAUUAAAGCAAACUAUGGACGGGCCACUGGAAAUCGACGAGGACGAACUGAAACUGGAAAUGGGAAAAAUGUGGGAUUCCAUUCAAAUUUUGACGGAGAAAAUGAAUACAUUUCCGCGAAUUGAUGGAACCCAUGGAAGCCCGGUGCAGAUCGAUGGAAUUGAAAACGGUGAAACCGUACAUCACAAUUCCGGAGAACCACUCGCCCCGGAAAUUGAGUCUAGCCCUGCCGACAAACCAGAAACAGACAAUAUUGUGCCAAUUGACUCCCACAUGGCAGAAAUAGUCCAUUCCAUCGAAUCGCAGAUUCACGAUUUGGAACUCAAAUUGCAAUCUAUGUAUGAAGAAAUCAAAUCCUCAAACAAACCAAUUGAUUCGAUAGCAGUUACUAACGAAGCUCCGGAAUCACCUCAAAUAGCGGAUCAGUUUGCCUUAAUUGAGCAAAAAUUUACUACGAAAAUUGGACAAAUAGAACACUUGAUUAAGCGUCUAUUCCAGGAGAAGGCCGAUGAUGCUGCAAUCGAGUCCCGCAUUCGACAAUCUGUUCGAUUAAGUUUUGAUAUUUCCAAUCGAGUUAGUUACAUUCCACUUGAUGAGUUACCAUUUCAACGGCGCGAGGACCACAGCGAAAGCCUGUCUACGGUGAAGGAUCAACUCGAAGCUACGCAGAAAGAACUUUUGACGUUACGCGAAAUGAUCCAAUCGAUGACCAAUCAGCAUAACUUACUCUCCGUCAUAAACAAAAAUAGCGAAAAAAUUAAACAGCUACAUGUGCAAUUAGAAACAUUUAGGAAAGCGCACCCCAUCGAACCGGAAAAAGCUGCCGGGACAAAGCUGAAGCCCCUGAUGGACUUACGAUGCAUUUCCUGCAACCGCGCUGUUGCGAUGGACCGUUGCGAUGAGAUAAUCCCCAAACCUCCGCUUUUGAGUGUGACUCGUGUGGUGAAGCCGAAUCUACUUAGGGAACUGCACGAAGUGCACAAAAGCAUGGAGCACCAUGAGACAGUAGGGGAAACUGUUGGACAUAUGGCGCAUUUGGAAAACAUCUACCGCUCGCUAGGGGCAGCUAAAAUAAAAUAUGAUAAAAAAUGAUAAAAUAUUCAACAUCAAUGUUUUCAACAGAAUGUAUUAGUGACAGGCGGUAGAUCUACUAAUCGAGAAAAUUGACAGUUUACGCUUGAAUUCUGCAUAACAAUUAUUUGAACAAGUAUUAAAUGGAAAAUAUCUAAACACACAAACGGUAAAGAAAAUACCAACAAACACUGUAUUGAAUUCAAAAAUGCUCAGAAAAUUUGGAAAAGCUUUCGCAGCUUAGUAAAAAUGUAUCAUAGCACAGAGGACUUUUGUUAAAAAAAGUCCAAUAUCUCUGGGUGCUGCUAAGGUAGAGUUUUCCCGCAAAAGAAAUAUUUUCUAAUGGAAAAUUGAAGUGAGAUUCAUAGCACGUGAUUUAUUUUUCACACGGGUUUCACGAAUUGAAAUCCAUUUCAACCUAUUUUAAUGAAUAUAAUAAAUUCAUAAAUCAA
Molecule: messenger RNA, 2176 nt
Organism: Aedes aegypti (yellow fever mosquito)
Lineage: Eukaryota; Metazoa; Arthropoda; Insecta; Diptera; Culicidae
Exons: 2
Coding region: 114-1745 (543 amino acids)
Source: RefSeq, a predicted model, not a curated record